CAACGGCCGUUCCCAGGGGCUGCCGGGGACGCCGCCGGAAGUGACGCCAGGGAGCGCCGCGCGCCUGCGGAGCGGCCAUCUUGGAGAUCCCGGCUCCGCGCGCGCCGCCGGGGAGCUGAGGUGAGCUUCCAGCGCUGGUGGGCUUGGGGGUCUCAGCCCACCCUGAAGGGGGAUUGGCAGCUGCCAUGCCCAGGAGGAAGCCUGUCCGAAGCCGAAAAUCUAAAAGGAAACCGCCUGCCCGCAAGUGUCCAGCCCGGGCGGAAGCUGAGGGGCAUGGGGCGGGGACCUCAGAGAAUGGCCCCGCCUCACCCGUGAAAGUGCCAAAGAAACGAGGCCGUAAGUCCAAAGCAGAGCUGCUCCUGCUGAAGCUGUCGCAGGGUCUGGACUGCCAAGCGCCGGAGCCUAUCUGUGUGCAGAAGAUACUGGGGAGCAACGAGGCACCUGACGGCUUGGAGGCCACGCCCACUGGGCGCCCCAAGAGGCGGGCGGCUAAAGUGGCCUUGCUUUACCUGCAGGAGCUGGCCGAGGAGCUGACAUCGGUGUACCAGCCUCUGGCUUCCAAUGAGGGCCCCCAGGAAUCAGAGUCCGACAGCUCGAGGAAGAAGCGCCGGAGCAGAAGGAGGAAAGAGGAGGAGACUGAUGACGAUGACCUCUCCCGGGAUGUGGACUUUGUGCCCUCAGAGGAGGUGCUGCUUCAGGCGGCGGAGGAGGAGGAGGAGGAGAGUGACGUCCUGCUCAGCGAGGUCUCUGAGUCAGAGCCAGAGGCUGUCCGAGGCCACACCCCAAGGAUGCCGUCAGCAGGGAAGUCCAAGCCCCAGUGCCGAGGGCUUGCUCCCAAUGGCUUCCACAACUCCAUCAUGGCCCCUGUGUGGAAGUGUCCCAGCAUCACCCGCAGCCUGCGGGACCGGCACUUCUCCCCCUGGGAAUUCCCCGACUGGCUCCCUUCUAUGCGCAAGUGGACGUUUCUCUCGGAGAGCGAAUGUGCCCAGUACCUGCCGGGGGAGAUGAAGUCUCCCCUCUUUUCCAUCCAGCGGGAGGGCAUCGAAGAAGACGGUGUCCUGUACCGCAUCAACAGGUUCAACUCCCUGCAGCCCCACGAGGAGCGCCUGGACGUGUCCUUCUUUGUGGGUGGCCCGGUGUGGGCCAUGGAGUGGUGCCCGUGUCCAGAGGGCUCUGCCGCCCCCCAGUAUGUGGCGCUCUACUGUAACAAGGGCAUGGACGAGAAGCACAGCCUGGCCGAGCUCCACACAGGCCCUGCACUGCUGCAGCUCUGGGCUCUGGGCAUCCUGCAGCCAGAGGCAGGCUCUGCCACCAAAGCCAGGCUGGCCUACGCCAUCGCCACUGAUCACGGCUGCAUCUGGGACAUGAAGUUCUGCCCCAGCGGAGCCUGGGAGCUGCCCACCACCUGCAGGAAGCCCCCUCAGAUGAGCCGGCUGGGCCUCCUGGCAGCAGCCUUUUCUGAUGGCAAAGUGCUCGUGUACAGCCUCCCGCACCCCGAGGGCCUGAUCGCUCACAAGAGAGCCCAGGUAAAAGGUGGGCCCUUCCCAAAGCACACCAUCUGCAAGGUGCAGUGCAUCGCCACCCUGCAGGUUGGCUCCAUCCAGGCAGGGAACUCUUCUGAGUGCGGCCAGUGCUUCAGCGUCUCCUGGAUGCCUUCCAAGCCCCACCAGCACCUGGCAGCCGGCUUCUACGAUGGCACCGUGGCCAUCUGGAACCUGCCCACCAAGUCCCUGCUGCAGCGUGUGCGCCAGGCCGAUGGCUCCCUCAAGCUCUACCCCUUCAGGUGCUUCCUUGCCCACGACCAUGCGGUCAGGAGCAUCGAGUGGUGCAAAGUCAACAGCAACUUCCUGGUUACGGCGGGGAACGACCGGAAGAUCAAGUUCUGGGACCUGCGGCGGCUCUACGAGCCCAUCAACAGCAUCAAGCGUUUCCUGACCACCGAGAUCACCUGGCUGCUGCCCUACAAUGGCGUCACUGUGGCCCAGGACAACUGCUACGCCUCGUACGGACUGUGUGGAAUCCACUAUAUUGACGCCGGCUACCUGGGCUUCAAGGCCUAUUUUGUGGCCCCGCGCAAGGGGACUGUGUGGAGCAUCUCCAGCUCCGACUGGCUGAAUGCUGUGGCGGCCGGGGACAUCACUGGGGAGCUGCUGGCGGCGGUGCUGCCUGACCUGGCCAUGAACCCGCUCAACAUCAAGCGGCCCUCGGAGCGCAGAUUUCCCAUCUACAAAGCGGAUCUGGUGCCCUGCAGCUCUGCGGGAGGCGAGGAGGAGCCGAGGCCGAAGAGCAGGACGUACAGAGAGAUGACGAAGGAGCAUUGCCUCCGCUUCCAGGACACAGACCUGCGCAACUUCCGAAACUUCUUCAGCCGGGAGCCCAUGCGCAGGAUGCACGAGCAGGAGGUGAAGGCUGAGCUGAGCCUGGACCGCAUGCAGCUGGAGUCCAUCCACAAGGUUCGCUUCAGCCCCAACCUGGACUCUCACGGCUGGCUGGUGUCGGGCGGCCAGUCGGGCAUCGUGCGGGCGCACUGCCUGGUGGGGCUCACCUCCCCUGUGGGCCACAAGCUGCUCCGGGAGUGCCAGGCCCAGUUCAGCGCCAUGGACGGGGACAGGCCGGAGAGCCCCAGCGGCAGGCUUGCCGAGCACGGCCUCCUGCAGGAACAGUAGCCACCCGACCGCCGUCGGCCAGAGCCCUGCACGGGGAGCUGGCUCCAGGCUGCAGCGCCUUCCGGGGCUCACCAGGCCUGGGAGGAGACCCGAGCAGCCCAGCCAGGGUCCCUCCUCCAGGCACUCAGGCUUGGGACGGUUCAGUGCAUCCUGCCGCUCCCAUCUGUCCCCCGCGGGGUGCGGGCCUGGGCCUGAGCGCCACGGGGGCAGGCUGGGCGAGCUGUGGCUAGACCCAGCCUGUGAGCCGGGGGCAGACCUGUGCAGGGGCCUCUCACCCACCUGUGGGGAGUGGUGGGGGCUGACGCUCUGCGCAGGGGCCUCUCCCCCGGCCCUGGAAGUGUGUGUGGGGGGGGGGCUGACGCUCUGCGCAGGGGCCCCUCCCCCGGCCCUGGAAGUGUGUGUGUGGGGGGGCUGACACUCUGUGCAGGGGCCCCUCACCCAGCCCUGGAAGUGCGGGGGGGGGGGUGCUGAUGCUCUGUUCAGGGGCCCCUCCCCCGGCCCUGGAAGUGUUGGAGGGGUGGGUGCUGAUGCUCUGUUCAGGGGCCCCUCCCCCGGCCCUGGAAGUGCGGGGGCGG
Mauremys reevesii (Reeves's turtle) is the source of this 3241-nucleotide messenger RNA. RefSeq names its product general transcription factor IIIC subunit 2 (gene GTF3C2). The record is from RefSeq and is a predicted model, not a curated record. Lineage: Eukaryota; Metazoa; Chordata; Testudines; Geoemydidae. The transcript is spliced from 18 exons. The coding region runs from base 186 to 2666 and encodes 826 amino acids. Gene Ontology annotation, cellular component: transcription factor TFIIIC complex. Gene Ontology annotation, molecular function: protein binding. Gene Ontology annotation, biological process: transcription by RNA polymerase III.